Molecule: messenger RNA, 25448 nt
Organism: Lymnaea stagnalis (great pond snail)
Lineage: Eukaryota; Metazoa; Mollusca; Gastropoda; Lymnaeidae
Source: the annotation of a GenBank genome assembly
AUCACCGUGACCCCAACCGUGCGCAUGCGUAUCAUGCUUGUUCUCAUGGAUGUUGUUCAGCAGUUGUCCGAAUUACACUGUCUUUAGCGUUUUGUUAUUCAUGUCUAUUUUCUAAAACUAACGUGUGGCUUCUUUCUGUAGUAAUUUGUAAAUACAUGCAAUUAUUUUUUCCUUAAAUUUUCAUCAUCUGGCAAUUUUAUAUUUCGUUUAACUUGUGGCAAACAUAGAUCAAACUACAAAAACAGGUAAACACAAUUUUAAAAAAACAAAUUAAAAUACUGUGCCAAGAUAACGAAGGCUAGGUUAUUUUUAAGUUAUUUGUUGAUGGCCGUCUUACAUCUAAAUACGAAUGAAAAUUAUUAUUAUAAAUGUGCGUAUGAAAUUUUGUAAUAUAUUAUUAAGUUUAUUUCAGUAAGGCUUAACUGUCUAAUUUUGGUUUUUCAAAUAUUAUAAGUAAUAGGCCCAGGGACUAAAUAAUACUAGGCCCUACCUAUAGUAUAGAAUUAUAGACUAUAGAUAGUUUAUAUUAAUUAUUAAUGUUUGGGCUAUCCCCUGCCUAUAAUUUAAAAAGGACAUUAUUAAGUAAUUAAGCCAUACUACCCUAACUAUGAGUAUGGGACUAAGCUUUGAAAGUUUAAUUUAUUUUAAUCUUGUUAGUCUAUGCCCUAUCUUCUAUUUCUAUGUCAGAUCCAUUAUUUAUUUUAAAAUUGUGGAAAGCCUAGCUUAUAGUCAUAGUCUAUACUAUUAUUAAAAUCAGUUAUUACAAAAAAGGGUACAAGUCAGCAGAUGACCUUAUCAAAUGACCAGUUUUGUGGUAGCUUUACUCUGUCAUUACACAUUUCACAUCUAUUUCAUUAAGGCUUAUUUGCCUUAGCCUUAAUCCCUUAGCCUUACACUUGCUACUGAGUGACUUGUUACUGACUGUCUAGUGGAUUAGCUUACUGACAAGAGCUACUGACUGACUUGUUGAAUUUAAGAAAUUAAGGCCUUUACUUUAGUGCCUUUACUUUAGUAAUAAGGCCUAAUUUACAAUAAAGUUUAGACUAAUUAAUUGUGUUUAAAUUAAAACUUAAGAGCCUAACUACAGCCUUCUGAUUAAAUGAUUAAAUAAUUUGAAUGGAAACAUUAAUUUUCUCAACCUACAAGUCGAUGUCUGAUUUCUAAAAAUUGAAGUGUUUAGUCGAAUUAAAAUGAUAUUCAUUUAUUAUUAUAUAAUUGUGCAGUCAUAUUCAUUUAUAAAGAAAAAAUAUUUUAUGUCACUAAUAUUAUAAUUAUACUACAUAAAAACAAACAGAAAUCCUUUUUAGCAAGUGCCUUUAAAUAUAAAUUAUAAAUGUAGUCUUAUAUAAUUUAAAUCAUCUCGACUCUACUCUUACUGCUGUCUCACAUGCAAAAGAAGCUUAAACUCUUGGUCUUUGUAUAUAAAUUAGCUCCAUAAGAUUUACAAUGGCUGUAAAGGCAGAAUAAGAAGUGUUAUUGUAUAAUGGCUUAAAAAUUGAAAUAUAUUAUUUGAUUUUAAACUUCUAAAAUUGACUUCUAUAGUAAUCUGGUGGAGAGCUUGGCUGCUCACUAGCCAUAAAUGUGGAUCAUGGAUUUCUAAUCUCGAUCAGUGUUUCCCUUUUUAAAUUUCACUUCCAAAUCUAAAACAGAAAUCCACAAAUCAUUUCGUUCUUUACCGAAAAUGUUGCUUUCAAAACUGCUAUCUUAAGUGUAUUACAUUUUAAGUCAGCAAUAAUGCUGCAUACAAUAUUGUAUUAUUUCUUAACAUAACCAGUGCUGUUAUAAUUGAGAUUAUACCUAAGGAAACCAAGCUUUUCGCACCCGCAAUGAUAUUAAAUUCAAGCCACUGUCAUGACAGCCGAGAUUAGAAGAGCCUCUAGUCAUUUGGUUAGAUUUAUUACCUAAUAUGCAGUGCUGCAGAAGAAGGCGCCAAGUAAAGUGUCUGACCAUCAAAAUGACUAUUUAAUUGUAUUUUAUAGGCCUACCAACAUUUUCAAACAUCUGUUAAACAUGAAAGGCAUAAUUGAUGCACCGGUAUUUAAAUGAAAAGGGCUUGGGGCUUUUGAUAGUGAUCAAGUUUUUUCUUUGCUGUUUCUUUUAAUUUUAGCCUAGCAUAAUUAGUUCUUUAAAAGUAAUGGUAAUGGACAAAUUCAUCUUAUGACUCUUAGUCAUUUCUGUCAUCAGUGUUAUUACUAUUAUUACAAAACACAAUUGAAAUUAUGAUUAUAUUCAGUUGUAAAGAUAGACUAUUUUAAUUUAAAGUGCAGGAUAAAAUUGUUGAUUUUGUUAAGCUAAUUAAUUUGUCAGUGCCCGAUAAGUUUUCAGUAAAAUUGUUUAACCAAGAUGUGCGUACAGCAACAUGGAAUUGGAAGAAAAGAGCACAAUGAUCAUUUGAAGAUUUGUCAAGGGCAGCUUCUGAUAAAUUAACCAUAAAUGUAUAAAUAGUUUUUAUAAUAACCCUUUUAAGGCAUAAAAAGGUGCAUAAUGCAUUAAAAUUAAACAUUGUACGUUGUAUGAAAAAUAAAUAGUCUUACACUUUUUUAAUUUAGAAAUUUGUACAUAUAGUUUCGGGUCCGCUUUAAAAAAACGAAUUAAAACUGACAGCAGGGUAACUGAUUGGGAUUCCACCCAAAUAUAUUGUAGAAAUAUGUUCACCUCAAAACAAGAGCAGCUGAUCCAGAAUGUUCUAUUGUUUCCUUUGGUGUAUUGAAUUUUAGGCUAAAAUUAUAAUCAGUGCAUUAUAUCUCAACUGAUAAAGCUUACUUUGUUUAUUGAAGUUACAAAUUUUAUUGUUUGUCCAUCCUAUUAUUAAAUGAAAUGAAAACAAUAAGUACAACAUAAAGAGAGGUGUGGGAAAAUAAAAUAUAAUCAUAGUGUUUUCCCAGAGUAUUUGAAUCAUAAUAAAUUACUUUCUGAACAAAUUUUAAUCAGAUUUGGAAUUUUAAGACUAAAUUAACAAAUUGUAUGUUUUGUCUCAACGCAGCUCCACACUUGGACAUCCGUUUUUGAGAUGUCUGAGAAAACUGAGGUGGACCAAGAAUAUGAAGAGAAUGGGGAUGAAAGUCCAUCACCAAAAGAACUACCUGACCACCAGUAUUCAAGGGUAUUUUUAUAUCACUUAUCAAAAUUACAUGACAUAAAUGAAUUUUUGUGCCUGUAUUGAUAAAAUUAACUUUUGAUACACCUGAUGACUACAAAAUUGUAAGUAAUUAUAAAAAAACAACUUUGAAGCUGGUAAAGAAAUGAACUCAUUUUUUAAAAAUUUGCAUUCUUUUUGUAGGAGGAGCUUAUCACUUUGUCCAAAAGUCCGGCAGCACGUCACCGUCCUAAGUGCCUAGAGAGAGCUUAUGACUCGUAAGUUAGUUUAUCUUAUUAUGGUUUUAAAAAAUUUAGCAUUUAGUUUCACAAGAUGAACCGAAAAAAUAAAUAUUAUCCAAGUGUAGUUGAGAUUUUUUAUGUUUCUAGAAUGCAUUUGUACUUUUCUGUUAUUAAGCAAAAAAUAUAAACAAAUUGUAUACAUUAUGUCUACUAACCCAUUAACAUGCAAAUAUUGCUGUAAAAACUGUUUUUAAAAUAAAAGAAGAGAAAUUUUUAGGUGACCUUAUAAAUAUAUAUUAAUUUUAACGCGAGAGAAAUAAUGUUGAUUUGUAUGAAUGUUUUUUUAGAGAGGAAGGGAAGUGGGAUCCUGACCGCUGGUACAAGGCUAAAUUUGGCCAGUCCCGUGAAGCCUCACCCCUCACUCUAGUAGAUGCUAAGGAACGCAGACGAAUAACUGAACUGGACAGGGAUAUCAAGCGAAGGCCAUCCCGUAAGGUUCACGUGUUGCUUCUUGACAUUAAAUAAAUAAUGUAAUGUUGUUACAUAAUACAGCUUUUUAAAUGUUUUUUUUUUUUCUUUAUUCUAUAUUUAAAAUGACUUAAAAUCUCCACUUUCUAUUGCAGUGAAUGAUCCAGUGGAAAGGCUCAAAGAUGAGAGAGAUGGGAUUGUCCUUAGUCCUCAACGGCGUAGCUUUGGCACUGGAUGUCAUGUGCAAACUCAGAUGUCAUACACUCGUCAGAUCAGUAUGCCGGAAAGGGAUAGGGAAGACCCAAAAGUCGAACGAGACAGAGAGCGUGACAGAGAAAGAGAGAGAGACAGGUUAUUACUGGUCAACUCUUAAGUUACUUAUGAUAAAGCUAUUUUAAUCAUUAUAUUUCAAUAACAUCUGCUAGUGAUGUGAUAUAAAUUACAAAAUUAACUCAACACUCAUAUUUUCUCAGAUUUCCAAUUAAUCUAAUUUGAAUUUAAGCUAUUUACUUCCCUCUUAUAUACAUCAUGAAAGAGACCAGUUUAAAUAAUCUUAGUCAUUAUAAAUAAUUGUUAAUGAUUUGUAUGGGGUUUUCAUCAAUAAUGCUAUUUCUACCAAGUAUAUCUGGAAAUUAAUUGCCACUUGUUGUGAUGUCUACAUCUUGUAAUAUCAGAUGCAAAACCUCAUACUUAUCCUGUGCAGCAGAAAGACUUACUACAACUUUAUAUAAUUGUUAGAAUAUUGACAUCUGUUUAUUAUAACAGAGAGAGGGAGAGACCCGCAGUGCGGAGGAUUGGUAGUGGGCGCAUCCAGAUUGACAGGGAGCAGAACACCAGGGACUUUGCUGGUUUACGUGACCGUUUCGAUGAGAGAGAUACCAGGGAAAGGGAUGCCAGAGAACGAGACUUCAACUGGAACAGGGAUAGAGACAGAGAAAGGGAACGAGAAUGGGAUAGGGAUGUGAGAGAUGUAAGAGAAAGGGACAGAGAAAGAGAGCCUAGGGAAGGUGACUGGGAUCGAGAUAAGGAAAGGAGAUUUGAUAGGUUCCGUAGAGUUGGCGAGAGAGAAUUUCCUGAACGAGACAGGGUAGGUUAUUAGUAACUAGAUUUCAUUUAAGUCUUCAUAUUCAUAUUAUUGGUACUUUUAAGUUCCAGUCCCCAUUGAACGGAUUGUAAAAAUCUUAUGAAGAUUUCUUAAUGUUUAUGGUGCUAAAGAAAUAUUUAAAUAGUUGGAAGAAUUUAAUAACAUUUUUUUAUUAUUUCCAUUUCUAGAGAGAUCGAGACUUUCGGGACAGGGGCUUUGACAGAUCAGGUUAAUGAUCAUAGUUGUUGGUGUCCAUAAUAGAAAGUGAUAAGUGAUGUGUGCUAUUAAAUAAAUAAUUAUGUUCCAGUGUAACACCAUAUUAUGUAUGUCUAUUUCUCUGUCUCUUUAUUUUAUAUUUUGAUAAUCCCAAAAUGUUUUUGCCAUGCUAUUUCCAGGAAGGCGAAGGAACUAUAGAGAAGAGGAAAAAGAGCCAGAGUGGUUUACAGGUGGCCCUACCAGCCAGAAUGAUACUAUUGAGUUGAGAGGCUUUGAGAGAGAGCCAGAAAAUGACCACGAUGAUACUGGUUCCCAUAGAUCCGACUCUGUUAUAAAACAAAACAACUCUAAAAAAAGAGAGACACCACAAGAGGAGAAGUCUGGCAAAGGUUUUCAUUCAUUUUCAGUUUGAAAUCAAUUUUUUUAAAAAUUUAAAUAUAGUAUCUACAUUUGAAAUUUUGAAGAUUUAUAUCAUUUAAAUUUAUUUAAAAGCAUUUUAGUUUUUAUAUUUUAAAUGGAAGAUUUUUUAUACUGCCUAGAUUUCAAAUAAUUAACAUUCUUUUUUAAGACAUUAUUAUUUUUAGAAAAUAAAGUCGUAAAUAAAAAAAAAAAAAAUUUACUUAUGUAUCGGUAUUAUGUUAAUAUAAAUUAUUGUAUCAUAUCAAAUAAAAAUUAAAAUGCCAUUCUGUAAUUUUAAGAAUCUUCAGAAGAAGCCUCAGAGAUUGAUGUCAAAGUGUCACAGCGCAGUUCCCCCGAAGAAGACCAACAGCAGGCAAAUACUCAUGAGAAAAACUCACUAGACAACCGAGCUUUGACUCCUCAACAGCAAGUCCGAACUUCUCCAAGUGGUCACAAGUUUGAUUUCGAACAGAUCCUCAAAGCUGACUUACCCUUGGUAAAUAAGGCUUUGAUAUAAAUUGUGUUUUUUAUUUUUUAACUAUGCUUAUCAUAUUGGUUAAAAGCUAUAGGUAAAAUAAAAUAAUUUUUUUUAACUUGUACAUAGUCCCAUCUUUCCCUAAAUAAAGCAACAGGAUUCCUUCAAGCCAGUAUUUCUAUGACUAAUUUUUCACUGUUCAAAAGCACUGGUGUAAAAACAAAUUUUAUUAAAUUAAUUUUCAAUGUUAGAUAGUUUAAUUAAUAACAUGUAUUUGUAACUCUUUUGUUCCAGUUGUAAAAAUAUUUCUUCUGACCAUGUUAGUUAGAAGUGACCACUUGUCCAUGUCCCUUGAUUAAAAUGCACACCCUUUUUUAGGUUUUUUGAGGAUUACAUAUUGAGGCUUUAGAUGGUUUGCUGUUCAUUAAAAAAUUUUCAAUUCUUUCAGGACGAAGACAGUGUGCCUCAUGGGAGUAGAUUUUCUCGUUUUUUUAUAGGCGGUAUGAUGGGAAGUGAUGGAUCAUCACUGGAAGACAUGCUUGUACCACAUGGUAAUUUAUUUGAGAUUUUAAGGCAUUUCCCCCUGUUUUGUUUUGAGAUUAACCUUCCGGCAGGCAUGCUUUUUUAAAAAUGUGAUCAAGCAGAGUGUAUCAAAUUGAUAUCGCUUAUGAGUGCCUUGUUAAAUAAGUUUAUUUUAUGUACUAAUUUAUGCCAUUUACCCGUCUGGGGCAUAGGCAGUCUACAAGAAUUUAAAUUUCAUCUAGGUCCUGUGCUUUCCUUUCCAGUUGCUUCCAGGUGUAUCCCGUACUUUGUGUGUCUGCAUCUAGCUUCUUUUUUCAUGUGGAUUACAUGUUAGGGAUUGUCUGGUGAUGUCAUCUGGGGGAUUUUGGAGAGUGUGCCCUUUCCAUUUCCAUCUUUUCCUUACAUCUUCAUCAAUAGGCUCAUGGUAUGUCCUUUCCAGUAAGUCUUUGUUAGUGAUGGUGUUUGGCCCUUUGAUGUUCAGGAUCUUUCUAGGGCAAGUGUUUAAGAAGGUCUGUAUUUUCUGUAUAAUGCUCGCUUUUGUUCUCCAAAUUUCAGCUACAUCGAGUAGGACGGUUCUGACAUUUGUGUUGAAGAUUCAACUUCGGUUUGCAGUCAACUCAUUUGACUCCCAUAUUUUCUUUAAUAGCACAAAUGCUGACUAAGCCUUUCCAAUUCUAGGCCUGACAUCUGCUUCGGAUCCACCACUGUAGUCAAUGGAGCUGCCUAAGUAUGUGAAGGCCUUUGCUUCUUCCAGUGCAUUUCCUGCCAGUGAGCUUUUCUCUUGGUUGGCUGUGUUUACCUUAACUGAUCUUUGUCUUGUUUUUAUUUAUAUUGAGUCCGAGCUGUGCUACAUCUUUAGUCUUUUCCUGCAUUUCUUGCUUGUUGUGGGGCAGAAGUGCAAUGUCAUCUGCAAAGUCUGGGUCGUUCAGUUGCUCCCAGGUUGUCAUCUUUAUCCUGUUCCUUUUUUUGUCUGGAUUUUUUUAUUAUCCAGUCAAGGAUGAAUAGGAAGAGGGGCAAGAGACAUCCUUGUCUGACUCAUGUUUCCACUUUAAAGGCACCUGUGAGUCUACAUUCGCGUACCACCCUGCAUGUCUAUUGCAUUCAUAGUGCUGCAGCAGAAACAUGAGCAUUAUCAGCAAAGUUUGCCACCACCUGAUUAAUUCUACAGAGGAACUAAAUAGACUAAAGCUAUUGGUUCUUUUUAAGCAUUCAAAACGUGCGUUUUGUUUUCUUUAGAUUAAAAGAAAUAUGUGUAUAAGCCUAAUACUAGAAAAUUAAUUACAUUGAAAGAAUAAGGCUCUGGGCUGCUGUUGUUUUCUCCCAUCUACCACAUAAUUUGUAUUCUUCCUUUUAUCAACUAAUUUUAUAAUAAUGCAAUCAACUAGCCCCAGUUUAACCUUCAAUAACAAAAGAACCAUUUAUACUGUUUAAUUAGAUAUUGAACCUACAAGAACCUAAUAAUUAAUUUACAGUUUAUAUUGUUCAUACCGGUAUCAUGUUAAAUUUAUGCAAUGAGUCCUAGUCCUAUCCUGCUUCUCUUGAUUAUUUAAUAUGGUAGCUCCAUGCAUAUCCUUUUCAUUGGGUUCAGAUGAAAUUAAAUUUACCUCCUUAUCAGCAGCUUACUCAGUUGUUUUUUUCUUUCAGAAACUUACUGUAUAUUUGUUUACUGGCCUCAAUUAAAACAAUUUAUGAAUUCCAUAAUCCUGUGAAUAAACUCAUUUUUAUCUAGUAACAGUUCACACAAUUGGGGUUAGUUGGAUAGAAGUCCAGUGAAUGUUAGAAAUUUUGUUCAUCAACUGGAAUUUAAGAUGUGUUUGUGCCAUUUUUGCAGGGCCUAUAAUUCCUGAAAUAUAAGGAUCAGCGUAUUAAAAUCAAGUUGGCUUAAUUGCCAUCACAUUGCAGCUGCAAUAUUUGUGUACAUUUACAAAGAAUCUCCAUCCAACCUUAUUGAUGUAAAUUGAAGUUGGAAAGGGAUAAUUGUGUGACAUUACUAAGACAAUAUAUUUCAGUAUUGGAAAAGUUUUUUUGAGCAACAAAAGUAUCCUGGUCCUAUUCUACCUUACGCCAAACAAGAUUUGAAUAAGUUGCCAUAAGCUAUAAAUGUUAAUAAAUGUCUGCUCUUUUGAUUUGAGCAACAAUUUUUACUAACAAGCUUCCACCAUUGUUUACCAUAUAACAUAAAUCGAAGAUACCGGAAGUAGAUGGUGCCACUAUUUGGUCAUUGUUAUCACAGCAUAAUCUCAGGUGGGUGGAGUUGGUGUCGGUUUAUGAAAUUGUCUACAGUAAUUAAAACGUAAACCCCACAUUGAUACACCUAAAAAUAACUUCUUAAUCCUUGCAGAUCUUCUUGAAGAUAGCCGAUCAAGUCCCACAGUGCCAUCUCCUUCCUCCAUGAUUGGUCCAAUGGGUGCCAUGCAUGCUUUUCUAGGACAAGCUCAGCACGGUAUGCAUCAUUUCCACGACCAGCUGGCAGGGCACGACAAGGACCAUUUAAUUCCCUUGUCCCACCAUCUGAUGAACAUACCAAACUCUGCUGGGGACAACAAUGCAGCCAUAGACAAGUUGGCACUGCCACCGUCAGUGACGGCCUUGUUUAACAGCGCUGCUAUGGGAGGCUCCAAUGCCUGUAAGUGGAAGCCCCGCCUAGAUUGUAGUGUGGAAACUCUCGAAUCUAGCUACUUCACCAAUUCAGGUAGAGUGUAUUUGUGCACUAACACCUUGUUUCCCCUGAGGCUAACAGUGCGGAUCUCGCAGGGACUAACUUUCAGAAUUUGCAUGUUUGGUACUGGAAUAUAACCAAUGGUGAAUUUUGUUUUCUCCAACCUGGCUUUUUUCUUUUUUCUAUUUUGAGAAAAUGUGUCAGUAAUCUGUUAUUUUGUUCCUUUGCUUUAAACUUAUCAUAAUUGUCCUAACAGUGAAAAGUGGAAUCUGCUUUUGAUAUUUAACAGUAUUAACAGAAAACUACGAGAAAGGUGUGGUUUGGGUAACCAUUUAUAAACUCUUCUCUGCUUUUCUUUUAAAUGGUCCUAUGUAUUGUUAUAUUCUCUUUAUCAAUUUACUUGCUGCUAAUGUUUGGUUUCAUUUCUAAAAUUGCCAGUAACAAGAAAUCUCAAAGUUAAUUUUUUAUUAAAGAUAAGUCAUCAAUUGAAAUCUGUUUCGUUUUCUGGUUACGGACAUUUUUUUUUCUACCUCUUUAGAUAUUUCCCUGAAGAAUUUCAUUUCUGGUAUUUAAUUACAUGAUUAAUAUUUAAAAAGUAGGUAUUAAAUGAUAAUUGCUUGUCAAUAAAAUAGUUCUUACUGAAUUAAGUAAUGACAUCUAAACUCUGUGAUCUCAUUUCGUGCAGAAAUACCUAUGACAUGGACCCAAUGUUUCAUCCUGUAGUGUUAUCUUAACUUUUUUUUUUCUAAGAGGUAUACAUUAACUUGUGUAAACAAAAUCUAGUUAACAAGUUUUCAUGAGCUAACAAAUAAUCUUUUUCAAAUUUAAUUCUUUAAAUUUAAUUAUUAUUUUUAAAUUAAUUAGCAAUCUAAGAGCUUAAUGCUUCAGGCACUUCAUAAUUUUUGAUGAUGCUAACAAUGUUGACAGCAAUGACAUUGGGUGUGAAGAGGACUAAAAAAAAUGUACAUUGUUGUAGCUGGAUGGUAAAUCUUAAUUUGGUAUGAAAAAUCCUUCUUGCCAGCAAUCUCCAGUAACAGCAGUUUCAGUACCCAAGAUGCUGAGGCCCAGCUGAAAGCUAUGCUGUUUGGUGGCCAUAAGGAGUCUGCAUCAUCAAGCGGCACAGCUUCCCCAGCAAGUCUGCCUCCCAGUAAGCUAUCAACUAACCAUAUAAGUUGCUACAUUUGAGAGAAAAAUUAUAAUAGCUUAAUUUAAUUGAGUUAGUUUAUCCAAAUUAAAUUUACUUCUCGUGCAGUUUGAAAAUUGUCUAUUUUAAGUGCUUAUUAUGCACUUGCAAUUCUUGCCUGGUUUAUAAACCAUGCCGUUGCGAAAUUAAAGUAUAUUAAAUUAUUUUUAUAAUUCACUCUAUAUGCUCUAUCAUGCAAUAAAACAGGUGUACAGCGCAAGGUAAAAACUGUUGCAGAGCUAGAGGCUGAUAUGCAUCAGAACUCUCCACAAAAGGCUGGUAGUCCGGUCACAGUUUCUGUCAUGGGCAACCUCAACCAAGCUGGUAGUGGUGACAUGACUGCCUUCAACAAGCUUCUUAUUUUGAUAAAUGCGGCAUCUGAGGCUAAUCAAAAUGCAGUAAGAAUUAUAUGUGUGCUUUUGUAUGAAGGAAAGAAGUAUAUUUUUGCCAAGCACAGGCUAGUUAACUUACACAUUGGCUAUGGGGUAAAUUUGGGCAAGAUGGCCAUUUAUUUAAAUUUACUGGCAAUUUUUCGGAUUCAAAUGUAAUGCACAUUGUGAUGUUGUUGAUGGAAAUGUAUCUUUUGAUAAAUAUUUUUAAAAUAAAAAGCUGAUACCAUUAUUUCAUUGGUAUUAACUUGAUAAUUUAAAUUUGCUUGAAGAUAACUUCAGAACCCCAAUCGGUCCGUCCAGGAUACGGUAUGGUUCCUAGUCACAGUGAGUUCAACCAUGUAAGUUGCAUCUAUCCCUUUUAUAUGGUCAGUUUCAUAUAUUUUAAAAUAUAUUUAAUUUUUGAAUUAAAAAAGUAGAGGUUAGUAAUAUAAAUUUACUGAUUUAGGAUAUGGUUAAUUUGGAAUAUAAGGAGGGGGGUGGUGGGGUUAUAGUGUUGUUCCUGCAUUGUCUAUUUCAAGCCUGUCAACCCCUUAAUUACCACCACUUUUACUUUGCAUAUUUUCAUCUACACAUUUAGUGAAUGAAGAACAUGUCAAUUUAUGUAGAUAGACUAGAUCUGAUUUAGUAAAGCCAGUGUUAGGACAGUGUUCUGUUUAUAAAAAAUAUAUUUUGACUAGUUUUUUGACGUUUUUUCUCUCUUAAUUUUUUUCAGCAAUGUUUUUCAUUGAUACUUAAAACAUAAAUAUAAAUACAAGAAAAGCUAUAUUUAAAACUAAAGUUUAUCAACCAGCGAGCCUUCAGACAUGAAAAAGAUACAGAAUAGAUCUUAAAACAUCACCCUUAAAAAUUAAGCCCUUGGGAAUUUAGAUUCAACAAUUUUUUUAAAAAUGUGGUAAUUAAGGGUUAAUAUCUCCAAAAGCUUAAAGAAAAUAAAAUCUCUCUUGUAAAAUCAGGCCUUUGCUAACUUUUCAAUACAGGCUGUUUUGAGGAACAAGGAAGAACAAAUGCAACUUCUGCAGAGGUCUAUACAAAAUGCUCAGCAGAUCCAACAGCCAAUUGUUCCACCACAGUUUCCACCUCACCAACACCAUCAGCAAGUCCCACCACCAAUGCAGCCUCAACAACAUGGCUUGCAGCAGAUAACCUCACUUCAGCAAGGCCCACAGCCUAUUGCCCCAAAACAUCACGGCCCACAGUCUAUGUCCCAACAACAGGGACCACCACCAAUGACCCAACAGCAGGCUCAUAAUGCAGCACUACAGCAGCUGCAGCAACAUCAACUGCAGAUGCAACAGCAGCAAGCACUUCAACAAGCCAAGCAUAUGGGUAUGUCAAGGAAUGAUCUUCAUAAUACUCUAUAAAAUGAACUUCGUAACCUAAAAUAAGUUUUCCACUAACCAAAAAAUAUUAUCAGACAUCUGUGGGUGGAUGGGACUGCAAAAGUUUUUACGACUUGUUUGUUACGCUAUUUUUAGGAUUAAAUAUAUUUUGACUUCAUUAAUUUUUUUUUACUAAAUGUUCAAUAUUUCUAAAAUCAUGUUAUUGGUACAUUUAAUUAGGUCUAUCUGCUUUAUGGGUUUUUGUUUGUUUUGUUAAUCAAAGCUGUGGCAUAAAACUAAAAUUUCUGUUUUCCCUUUUGUUAGUUUGACAUUUCAUGUUUAGACAUGUAUUUUUUUAUUAAUUUUUUUUUUUAAAGCAACUUCAGAUCAAAUCCAGGGGGAACAUUUAAAGAUUUAAGGAACAAUGAUGUUCUAAUGGAAUAAUUUGUGAUGAGAAGUCAUAGAAAUUUAGAAUAUCAUUGUCUCUUAAGCUUUAGUGUUAAUUGUCAUGAUUGGGUCAUACUCACUACUAAGCAACAGCUAAAUAUUUGUCAGGUAUGAUCCACAAACCCUCCAGCACACCAGGCCUUCCACAGGCCAUGUCCACACCUAUAUCAAGGGCACAGAGUGGUGGGCCAACCUGCUCGGCUGACCCCAUUUUUAGCCUCAUCCAGCAGAACCCAACUAUUGUGAUGAAGCCAGCAUCUCCUGCACCUGUCAUCGCUGCCCUGUUGGCAUCACAGCAGUCUGCUGUACCCAACACAGCUCGGGUACCGUCCCCCAUCAGUAAGUGGCUCAUUCCUCUGAUGUAAGUUUUUUUUAAAUGUCUAUUUAUUAUAAAUUUAUUAUGUACUUUUGCAACUCUAUUAUUGAGUAGGAAGAGUUAUUUCUCUUUUUAAAAAAUGUCAAAUUCUAAAUGAAUAAGGAAUUUUACUGUUACACUGUAAUUGUAUGCAUGUUUGAUAUCACAUUAAAAUAGCAUUUUUAUAAGUAAACUUCUUCAUGUAGAAAAUAUAAGUUGAAAAAGAAACUACUAAAAUUUCAAGUCUGCAAACGGGCAGAUAAUUUCAAUUAACGUUUCUGGUAAAUUAUUUUCACUGUGGUCUGCUUGUAACCCAUGAUACCACUCUUUCGUUUUUCUGUUCUGAUUAAAAAGAUAGACUUAAGAAUUAAUCACUGCUGAUUUUGUUUAGACUGCUCUAUUAUUACACUUUAAAAAAUUUCUGCUCUUCAAUAAUUCAAUUUAUUUUAUUUCAGUGUUUAGUCAACAGCCGCCACUUCACCUCAGUGCACCCUCUCCCAUUCACCCCGGUCAGUUAAGUCCAAGAUCUCUGACAGUAGCAGGCAGCAAUUUGACUGUAAGCAUUAGUUUCACGUCACUAUUUAUGUAUACAGUAGUUGAUCUCUUUGACUAUGUUAUUUUGAGAAAAUAAUGUAUAUUUGCAUACUUUUAACAAUAUGGAGUUUAAUUCUGUUAUGUUUUCUAAUCAUCACAUAUAUUUCCAAGCUUUUUAGUGUUAUGAUUUUCUUUAAAUGUCUCCUUGCAUAUGUCAGUGUUCUUUUCAAUGUCUCCCCUAAAAUCUUCUGGGAGUCCUUGAAGUCUCCACCCCUCUAUUUCUCUGAAAUAAAUAAUUUUUUUGAUAAUCUUAUUGUGAAAUGAUGUCCAGCCAUAUAAUUAUUUAAUAUAUGUUAACCAUGUAAGUUUUAGUUUGGAAAAAUAACUCCCUCACUGCAAUGUUUUUGCUUAACUCUUUGCAGUUCAUGGUUUUUUUGUUCUCUUUUUUUUUUUUUUUUUUUUUUUUUUUUUUUUUUUUUUUUUUUUUUUUUUUUUUUUUUUUUUGGUCAUCUCACGUAAUGGGAUACCAUAAAAAGAGUAGCAAAUUAAUACUCAUCAUGUUAUAUAUUUAAUUGUUCAGAAAUGAAUGGAGAUUCAUCAUACAUUUAUAUAUAAAAGGGAAAUUUUGUUUGUUUGUUCCACAAAGGCUUUUACAUGGAUUGAUGGAUCUUGACCAAACUUGGCGCAUAUAUCCAUCAUGACCCAGAAGGAACUCUUAAGGGGUUAUAAACUUUUUAUAACAUUUCGUUUGGGGCCGGGGACACCAAAUUCAUUUUUUUCCUUUUAUGAGCUAUAUAAAUAAAACUAACAACAAAUAAUCCUACUAGAGUAGAUGGAUCUUGACCAAACUUAGAACACAUACUCUUUACUAUCCAUAAUCAAAUACCCAAGGGUACUGAACUCUAAAUAUCCAUCCGUCUAGGGCCGGGGCCCCAUUUCAUUUUUUCUUAUAUUAGCUAUAUAAAAAUUAAUAGGCUUAAUACCCCUACAUGAAUGGAUGGAUUUUGACCAAACGUAAUACACAUACACAUAAUCAUCCAUAUUCAAAUACCGAAGGGUACUGAACUCAUAUCCAUUUCUCUGGGGCCGGGGGCCCCAUUUCAUUUUUCCUAAUUUAAGCUAUAUAAAUAUCAAUAGGCUUAGACAACACUAUAGUUUCUAUGUGAAUUGAUGGAUUUUGAUGGAUAUAUGCCUAGCUUGGUAGCAAUACCCUUCAUUGUCCGUAUUGAAAUAUCGGUGGAUUGAAAAACUAAGAAUAUCCAAUCUAGAAUUUUCCAGAAAGUUCGAUAUUUUUAAAAAGAUAUAUCUAUGGCAUUUUUAAGUAGAUUUUAAUGGGACCAAUUUUAAAUUUUAACUCUAUUAUUUAUCCGUCUGAUAUUUGUAGGGACCCUGUCUCAGGCAUAAGUAAAUCAGUACAGUUAUGGAAUGGGCUUCCCGGGGCCCCUUGAUUAAUUUAAAAGAAAGGGAUUAUAAUUAAGGCAUUUGUUGAAGAUUUUUAUUGUAUUAAAAAAAUAAUUAGAAAUGUAGUUUUUACACGUUUCGAGCCGUUUAUUAAAUUUAAUCUAGAAUAUUCCAGAAAGUUCUAAAUUGUUUCAAGGAGAUAUAUAGUGGGAUCUAAGGGAAUAUUGAAAUGUUUGUUAGUUCUAUUCAUUUCUAUACUGCCCCGGAGUUUACUGUUCUCUCAGUAUCAUUAAAUAAUUUUUUGAUAGGGGAUCCCAAAUGGUUUGGGAUCCCAUCAUAAUCUUUAUCUCAAUGGGAUCAGGAUCUCACCGGGAUCAGGAUCUCACCGGGAUCGGGAUCCUAACCUUGAGUGGAUCCACCGGGAUCGGGAUCACACGCGGGGUAUAUAGGAUAGUAUUUUAUAAACUGUGCUUGAAAAUGAUAGUGUGUUUUCUUACAAUUAUUAUUGAAGUGAGAAAAGGAUUUUACAUUUUAACAUCAAUUUUAACACAAACAACACACUGUAAGAAGGAAAAAUAACAACCUAUAGAAAAAAUUGUUUAAAAUUUGUUUUUUAAUUUUGCAAUAAUUUUUCAAAAAUCAAAAAAAAAGAAUUUUACAAAUAAAACUGUUGUUUUUUUUAGAAUUUCUUUGUGAAACAUUCGUAAAUAGUGUUUUUGCGCUAAAUUUUGAAAAGUGAUCUUGUUAGGUAAAAUUAUUCAAAUACAAAGUUUCAAACCUUUUUUUUUUAUAUUUGAAAGUAUAUAUUUAAUACAAAUACAUAAAAAAUAUAUUUAUUUUUUUAAUUUUUGAAAUUUUAAUAGAUAAUAAAUGAAUAGAAAAAUAAUAAUAAUAAAGCUAGAGCUUACAUGACUAAAUCAGGCCUAAACAAAUACAGAACACAAACAGUCUUUGAGGCUUAGGUGAUGUUCUAAAAAUCAACAAUUAUUUCAUUUAGAUAGACAUUUUAUCACAUUUCAAAAAUUCAAUUACCAUUACAGUCUGAUGCUAUUUCUUUUCGACACAGUAACUCUGCAUGAUGGAAUUAGGCUCAUGUCCAUAAGUAAAGAAAAACAAAUAAAGUGUUCUGUAGGUGUUAUUUUCUUCCAGUGUAGAGGUACUUCCUUUUCUUCUCAUGUGGUAGGCAUAAGCACACUAAUUUUCAGCAUGAUAUUCUGACAGAAAACGAGUGACGAAAUUUCCUGGGGACGAUAAUUAGUAUAUUUGUAAAUUGCAGGUUAGCAUAACAUAAAAUCAGGAUUUUAUUGAUAUAACACAAAUGUAACAAUAUUAUAAUAGUUGUAAUAAUAUAAAUUAUUAUAUAAUAAGAAAAUAAUUUAUUGUAUUAACUGGUUAACUACCAUGAGCCGCUGGUAGCGCCAAUGUUAUUAUCGUAGUAAAUCGAGUCAAAUAUUUAUAUUAUUCCGUUCCUGUUUCGCCUCGAGAAUUUAAUCUACCGACCGGAUGUUUAUAUUCGAAACGCAUGCUAUCGGCAGAAUGUUUUAAAAAACGAAAUGUUAAUUAGUUUUGAUUUUAUUUCUUAGCUAGUUACAAAAUAGUACAUGCUUUUCGUGGCAACAACUGGCAUGGUUACUAAAGUCAUAUAAGUGAUUGGAAGUGUAAAUAUCAUUUAAUUUCUGUGUUCUUUGGUGCAUUUUUCUUAUUAUUGGAUAUACUAUUUGGAAACCAACAAAUAGGAGGCUUUAAAUUAUUUGGAAAUUUAAAAUUUGUAAGUUGGCACAUUUAAAUUUUUUUGGGUGUUUUUCUGUGGUAAAUACUAAUGUAACAAUUAAUAAUUUCCUAACCAAACUUAACUUUACAAAUGUUUUAAUUUUAUCUUAUAGACAAUUCAAUUACCUACUAAAUGGUUAAUUAAUUAUUGGAAUUUGUUUAUAAUUAAAAAAACUACAGUUGAAUUUGUACAUGCACCUAAAAUGAGAAAAUUUGAUCUAGAUUUAAUUCGGCCACAGCGAUUUUUUUAAUCUGGUAGUUAAUCAGUUAAAAUAAAGUGAUAUUUUUUUAAAGAUAAUUAUCAAGCAUCAGGCAUGAAAUCCUAGGUUUAGAUCUACACUUAUAGCCUAUUCAUUUGUACUGCAAUGAUAAGAUCAAAUAUGCCUUACCUGCAGUCUUUAGUUUUUGCACCUCAUAUCUUGUUGUCUGCUUUUCACGAUCCAUAAUAUUGAGACCAGGUUUUCUUUUAAGGAUAAAUUUAGUAUGGCUUGAGGUAGUCCCUGGUCAACAUCUUCAAGUUUUUUUUUCCAAGUCCGCGUCAAUCGCAAUGUAUUAUCUGCACUGAAUAGAGAAGAAAAAAAAUUUAAAUAGAGGGCUAUAUGAAAUAAACUGCAUAAUAACAUAUUUUAAAAUGAUCAAUUAAUAUCUUCCAUUAUUUACUGUAUUAGAGUUAGACAAAACACUAAAACAACAAACUACAACAAUGAAUACUAAAAUCAGCUGUUUGAUCAGCUGAUUAUGCAAACAAGCACUUUCAUUUUUAUUAUUAAAUCAAAAACACGAUUGGAAAAUAAAAUUAUAAUUACAAAAGAUUUAGUUAACACCUUCACCGCAUUGAACAAAGUAAAUGAUACCCUGUCUCAUCCCAUUAAUGUUACAUUUGAAGGUAGUUCUGAAGUUCCGUCCCUGCUUUAAUAUCUCUGACAAAUACACCAGCAGAAGUUUAAUUGAAGAAUAUAAUUGUACAGCUAUUUCUCUUUUUAAUCUAUGCUUUCCCUAUACGUGUAUUACAUAUUUCCCAACCCACAGGCCAACAUUGUCCUUGACCUUGUAAUGCAUUGGUUUUACUUGAACACAUUUAGGUGAACCUCAGCUGUUUCCCAUUUUUUAUUUAUCUACCCAGUCACCAAGUGGUAUGAGAUCACCAGUAAUGCCACGCGUCCUGAGUCCCCAGGAGUUGUCAUUCCAUGCUCAGGCCGUCAUGCAGAGCGCUCUGAUUAAAAAACAACUUCAUGAUCAGAAUGAACGUUACAUGAAGAAACAACAGGAAAGGUACUUUAAAAAAAAAAUAUCCUUUGGGUUUUGCAACACCAUCCUCCAUAAAAUUUAAUUAAUUUUUUGUUUGUUUUAGUUUACUCAUAAUAAAGCAAAUUUAGUUACACAUAUGAGAUUAGAACAUAUUUAAAAAGAAUUUGUGUUUAUGUUUAUAUUAUUUUUUAGAAAAUGUCCUUUACUGCUUAUUUGAACCUUGCAAAAGCCUUCCCGAUCAAUGUUCGGUAUCCAUGUAGGGAUGUAAUUUUUAUGCUACAAAUGCCAUAUAAAUUGGAUAGUGCAUUGUGUUUUACUUGGUUCUUAUCCUCUAGAGCCAAGUCGCCCAAUCAGCAAUUUAUUAACGUAGUAAAGCCACCGCCAGCAGCUCAGCAUGUGCUACCACCAAAUCCACAACCUAAGGUCAGUAGACAUUGUCACUGUUUAAAUUUUAUCAAAGGAAUUUUUACUGUAACAAAACAGGAGGAAAUUACACCACAUUUUUUUUGUUUGCAUUUAAUUUGCAGUCAUCCAGUGUCUAACUCUGAAAUAAUUCGAGAUUACAACUUUCCUAAGCCAUUAAAACAUUCAAGGAAAUUUCUUGCCACAAGUUUUUAAGUGGAGGGAUCAGGUCAAAAUCUCAUGCAUUUAGUAAAUAUUAGAUACUAAUAGAUCAAAUACAGCUCUAUUAAAAAAAAAAGGAAACAGACUUGAAAUUUUGUUGUAUGUAUUUAGGUUAGUCUCAUACCAAACUCAAAUUAGUGGUUCUGAUUUUAGUUAAGCUCAUUAUUAUUAGUGAUUAAAAGAAUAGAGUUCAUGAGUUUUUUUGUUUGUUGUCUAAUGGAGAAUUGGCUCACUUAAAUGUUUAAGUUGGGAGGUUUGAAAGAAUGGGGAUCAAAGGGCAGAUUCUCCAUGUGACAUACUAACAAAAAGACAAUACACGUUGUCACUCCAGUGAUAUCAAAGUGGAUGAAAUUUCAGGGCACCACGGUGAACACCUUUACUCCGACAUCUGUCCUCCGCAAGAUGCACUCUGACAAGGCCAUGGAAAAGGAGAAACAAGCCCAGGAAACAAAGACAGACCCUGAGACAGGUGGGUUUCUUUCAUUUUAUAAUGCGUCUCGUUAAAACCUUUUGGACACCCUUUGUGAUCAAAGAAAAUAUUUAAAGAGCAUCGAUUGAUGCCUUCCAAAUCCUCAAUUUUCAAAAGUUUAAUAAAUAGUUGGUAACUUGAUAACUGAAUUAUUUUUUUAAAGGUUUUUAAAAUGCUUUUUACAAAAAAAGAAAUAUCCUUUUUUAAAAUAAAAAAAGAUCCUCAUCUCUAACCUUUUGAAAUUUAUCAUUAAAAGAAAAUGCAGUUUAUAUUAUAAACUAAACUUUACAGACAAUUUUUUAUAACGUCUGUCUCUGACUUAACUACUAACCAACGACCUGUCAUAACAGCCUAUGAUCUGCCAUUAUGGCUGCUUCUGUGGUGUUAUGACCAAUAUAAUCAGCUUCUGCUAAAAUGAAUAUUGUAACUGCGAAUCAGAUGUUUCACAUUUUUUAAAGAAUGAUAACACUACCAAAUAACUUCCUGAUUAUGGAAAACUGAAAUAAAUAUUUUGUGAUUUCUAAAUUUUUAAAGAUAUUUUUUUUAUUUUGAUUUAAAAAAUUGAAAUUUUUUGGAUGUUUUCUAUGAAAACUAAUUAUAUAAAGAAAUAUGUAGGUCACCAAUUUAUUAUUUAUCAUUUUAAAUUUCUAUAAACCCAAAUAACUUAAUAUUUUCUAAAAUGAAAGAACAUUAAGAGAGAUGAACAAAAUAGCACAAUUGAAGACCUUAGUGCUAAAAGUACGUAAGUCACAAAAUACCCAUCUUGAGAUAAUCUGGUUUAAAUAUUCUUUUGUAUAUAAAAUAGAUAUUUUUGGGGGCUUUUGUAAGGUAAAUUUUAAUGUAUUCAUAUUGAUGCAUUACACUUGGUUAAAUUGGAUAUGAAAAUGCCAGUUUCAUCUGAAUUUGACAAAAAAUUUCAAGGUCAUAUUCAUUUUACAUUAAUUCAUAGAAUUUCAAAGAUUCAUACCGUAUGGUUCCUUAUCCAAUUUACUCUCAGAAUAUCUAUAUUUUUAUGUGUCUCAGGAUUCUUUUUCUUUAGUUUUCUUCAGUGAUACAUAUCAAAGUUACUAAAAAAUAAUUGACACCACAAACCUUUGCAUUUGACAUUUUAUGAGUUUAAGUCAGAAGAGAACCAGUUUAACUGGCGUUCGGCCUGUCACAUUUAACUCGAGCCAGUCUAUAUGGUGUUUCAUUGUUUCUCUUAAAAAGUAUUUCAGUAAUUUGUCCAAACCAACAAUUCUACAUUGUCUUCUGGUGUUUACAUUCUGUAAAAGCUUUUGGAAAUUGCAUUUUGUCACAAUUUUUCGUAGUUAUUUGAGUUUUUCAAACUGCUAAAUUUUGUUUUAAAAUAAAUUAUUUACCUGAAAAAAAUGGCUUCUUCAUCCAGUAGUAACCCUAAACAAAACUAUCUGCCUGAUAAGCUCCUUCAAACCUGGUCAUUUUAUGGGCAGAAACAAAUGGAGUGAACUAAUUAUCGAGUGGGGAUGAAUUUAACAAAGGAUACAGCCUAGUUCAGAUUGAAAAUGUUCAUUGAGGAAUGAUCGAGUGUCCAGCGCAACGCUGAAUCUUAUGAAAAGGAGGAGUUUCCCAAAGCUGGAGUUAAUUCUAACAGCAAAUGAAAGGCGAAAGCCCUUGUUAAAAAUAAGGAGAAACCCUGAGUAUUGAGUCUGGAUCUAGACAUGCUGAUUUUAAAAGUGGAAUGAAGUAAAAGCUGGCACUGCUGUCAAUUCUUUCCGUUUCUGUACCAACACCUUCUAGAAUUCCUGGAGUAAACCCAGAAGUUAUUCCAGAUGAUUCAUCAUCUCUUUUCUGUUUCAUGGUAUUGGUUACUGAGGGACAUCAUCACAGAACCAGUGUAUUCCAUCAAUUCAGUGAAUAUCCAGAAAACCUUGUGGAGUCAAAACUGUUAUGAGUACUGAAACUGGUAUCUGUUUCACUACCAGAAUUAAAUCAUUUUUAUGCCGUUAGUAUUUACUUUUUUACAUAUUUGAACUCUCAAAGGACAAGUAAAUGGUGUCCAAAUAUUUUCAGCUUGAUUUUUUUUUAACACACCCAGUUAAGUGAGUAUCGGUUGCAUGUGUUGUCACAGAUGCCAGAGACAAGAAAACUGUCUCUUCUAAAAUCGAAAUUAUGCAGCACCUCUAGAUGUUCAAGUCAGAGCCUUAUUCAAUUGUGGUGGCUGUCCAAACAAACUACAUCUACUUCAUAAUACCUUCUUUGGACAGUAUCAUUCAGUGAAUUAGUUUUUAUUGAACUUCAUAUUCUUUCAGUUUCACAAAAUAUUAAUCACAUGAACUUUUUCUUAAUUUGACCUACCAGUACACAACUAAAAAUGUUAAAUAGGCAUAAUCAUUACUUUUUAUCUGAAUUUUAUACAUAUAUAUAUAUUUAUCAGGCAUAACUAGUAUAUACUAAAAAUAAACUUAUUAAUUUAGUGGUUUAUGAUUUGUGCAUUUUAAAAUUAUAAUUUUUAUCUUCAAAUUUAAAAAAUAAUAACAUUUUAACAAUUUGUUCAUAUAAUUAACUCAUCCAAUCUCAGUAAGGGCAUAAAAAUUAAAAGUCUAAAAUAAGCCCAUAGAUACGAAACGCCUUGCUAAAGUAUUGAGAAAAAAAAUAUUUCUGUAUCACAAUGUAAUUGUACCCCCAGAAAACCGACAAUUUUCGAGAUUUGUUCUGUCUAUUUCAAAUUGCUACAAAAAUUAUUUUUUUUAAACUUGUUAAUAAAAAGUUUUUCUCCGUUCUGAUUUAAUGUUUGCCAAUCCUGUAAAACUAAUAAUAAUUUCCCCUAUCGUCCAUUCAGUUCGGAGCAAUUAGGUAUAUUAAUAGUGUAAUAGCAUAAAAAAUGGAAAAAGUAUGACAUAUUGCCUACGAUCACUUCAAAUCUAAUUAUCCUGCCUAGAAAUGAAUGCGUCAGAAUGUGGAUUUCUUUGAACUAAGAACAAAUAAGAGUUAAAUUUGGCUCAGGUCUUUUAUUCAUGUUUGACUUAACAGUUAUGGACUUUAUUUUACAUCAGAGUUUAUGCCAUCCAUGCGAGAACUUAGUGGAGCCUGCCACGGCGAUAACAAUGAAAGUCACGCCAUGGAUGGCAUGUCACGCAGAACUGAUGGUAAACUGGUUGGUGACCUUAGCGAUAUCAGCUUCCUUGACCCAGUGAACCCAAAUCUAGUGGCCAUGUCGAAUCAGCUGGAAAACAUGAGAAUUGGACAAACAAACGUCCUACCUGGCACUCUCUCACAGCCCAUGUCUGUCGAAGAGAAGGUGGGUGGAGGAUUUAUGGUAAUGCUUGACAAAUGAAUACAGUUUUACUAGCCAGAUUUUUUAAACCUCUGACAGAUUAUCAAUGAAAAAUCUUGGCUAAAAAAUCUUCUUUUUUUUUUUAACCUGUCAAUUUUUUUUUUUUAACAUAUUUGAAAACUACAUGAAGAAAAGUAGGUUUUUACUUCAAUACUAUGCCACAAUUUUCAUUUAACAAAGUGCAGCCAUGUUUCAGAAAUAAUUCUCCAUUUUUCAUCAUUAAUAAUAAAUACAAAAUUUUGAUGCUCUUUUGUUAUUCACUCAUCUUUUAUAAUAGUUCAUUUUAUUCUUGUAUUAGAUGAAACUAUCAGCUCUUGCAGAGAAACCUGGAUACCUUUCAUUGAUGCUAGAUAAAUCCAGGCAAGCUUUGGAAGCAUCAAGAGGUGGUCAAGGUCGACCUAUCGUUAAAGGUACUAUAACAUCAUUAAUUUUUUUUUUUUAUAAAAGACCAUUAGCCUGUCUAUUUGUAUUAACACCUGAUUUCUACUUGUAGAUUUCGAAUGUGAACACUCCCUAAGAAUUUGUUACUUUGUCAAUGACUUCUGCUCCUCUGCUCUAACCUUAAACUUAUUGUCCAGCAGCAUCCCAAGAAUUGUCCCCUGAAGAAAGGUCAAUGCUCCAGCAGCAGCAGCACUUUCAGGCGGUACAGCAGCAGAUGAUGAUGCAACAGCCUCCACCCAUAGCCCCCAAUCAGGGAGGCAGGCCUGUAACUGGUGGAGGUACAAAGUCACAGCAGCCAAACUUUGCAACUUCACUGACUAUACAAACGUCUGUGGCCCCACCCUCCCCUAUGCAACAGACCAACAACAAGGUUGGUUCUGGUAGGGCAAUUGUAGGCGGGAGUUCAAAUCAGCAGCAGAUGUCCAGCGGUCCGUCUGUGAAUAAUGCUCAAAACAUGGCCUAUAUAAACAUGUUGGAACAACAGCAGCUGCAACAAUUUCAGAGGCGUCAACAGCAAAUGGUAGGUUGUUUUCGCCACUUGAUACUUAAGUGAUUUGAGGGUAUCAAUUUAUUUUUUUUUAAUUUUUAAAGGGACUUCUCAGAUAUUUGUGUAUUAAUUUAACAAAUUUCUUUAUUUCGCUAGUCCCAUGGAAUGUCCCACCCACCACCAGCAAUGGGCCUUCCUAUCAACCACAUGGGCCCCCCGCCAGUAAACUUACCAGUGUCGGGCAGAUACCCUCCAACUCAAAUUCAUUCAGCAGCUGCUAAUCCUGCUCUUAUUACUCAACAGUUUGCUAGAGGUAGGGAACAUGUUUUUUUAAGUUGUCAUUAAAUAACUAUAACAUAAUUGUAACUCUAAAUGAGUUAAAGAAUUUUUCUUUUGUUUUUUACCUGAUCAUUUAAGAUCAAGAGGUUUCCUCAUAUCCUAAAACAGUUUAAGCACUGGAAAGUAAAUUGUCACAUGAUCUACUUAUAUGUUACCCUACUUUGUGUCCCCAUGAAACCCUGUUACAAUCUCCUGUACGAUUUGGAAAAAGCUGGCUUAAGCAUUUAGAGUUACAAUGACAAUACACAGACUGAUAUAGGCAGAAAAGUUUUAGCCUGAGAUAUUUUUUACUCUGUUUUACCUUUCUCUUGGAGAAAUAAAGAUUUUAAAUUUGGAACAUUUAAAGACGUAACAUUUCCAGAUAAUGCUUUAAAUAAAGGCUGUUAUUAAAUUACUCCUUCAAAAGCCCAGCAGCGUAUUCAUGCCAUGGCCAUAGAGCAGGCUCGACAACACCACGCCAUGACUCCACUACACAACUUGGUGCCUGGGCCACUCAGCCCCCACAGCCAGGCAGGCCCCUUGUCUCCAGCUGCUCUCAGUGCAACCAUCCAGAGAGUUGCUUCCCCUCAUGGCAUAAAGAUGAGUGAGUAUAGCUAUACAAGUUUUACCAGUGUUACGUGUUUCUUUUAAACACUUCAAGACUUGGUUGAGGCAAAUCUCAUUUUGUUUAUUUUGUUGCUCGUUGAAAUUAAAUUCCUCUUCCCAUAAAACUGAUAAAAGCAUUGAGAAGUAAACAAGCUUUGAAAUGUUCAUGCCCUUUUCUUUCUAAUGCUCAUGACACUAGUUUAAAUUAAUAUAUACAAAUUAAGUUUAUCAUAUGUUGGUUAACAAAAUUGACAAUAUAUUAAAAAAAAAAUUCUAUUGUUGUAUUACAUCUGCUUGAGUAUCACAGAUAUUAGCUGAAACGGGAAAAUAAUGUUCAUCACAUUUUAAUAGCUUAAUAGUUGGGGGAGAAAUUUGUAAAGCUUCUGUUUUUAUAGUAACUAAAAAAUACAUCUUAAAAGUCAGUUGAUAUUUUUAUAUAUGUAUGACUUGCUUAGAAAACAGGACACCAAUUUCCCUUUUAGAUGGACCUCUUCAACCUAACAACAGCAUGAAUGGAGGUGGUGGAAUAGGAGACAUUGGUGGAAUCCAGCGCUGGUUCAGCUCUGACAUCCUCAAGAAUCAGCUGCCAAGCAUGCCACCAUUGCCAACUCAGGGUAGCCAAGUGAUGACUGUGGAUGAACUGGAGAGAAAUUAAACUAUUUUGAUGUCACUGUCGGAAACAGAAGUGAUGAAACAUUCACAUAUAAUUAUGUCUAUAAUGCUUGAAUAUAUGUGCAUGUUUAUAUGUAGGCUUUAUUAAAAAGUAAAAUUGAUUUUAAAGCUUCUGCAAUUUAAAGAUACUAUAUAAAUUAAGAAGCAUCCAAAAUCUUCCUAAACAACAAAAUAUUCUAUCCCAGUAAUUUUAAAUUCUACUGAUUAAUCUAAAGACUAAGAUAUAAGUAAUCAUCAUAUUCUUGUUGCACUGCUAUCAAUUAUCUGGAGAAAAUUCUAGACUUUUCCUUACUUCUCUGGUAUGGACAGGCCAGGCACAAAACUGUCAAGUGCUUAGCACUGCUGAAAACAGAAGUGAAUUGGCAUUAAUUGUUUUGUAAAUAAUUGUAUUCAGGUGGCGUCGGUUGGCUUUUGUUUUCCUUGUUGGCGCCUGUUGUUGAUGGUUGAAACUUGUUGACAUUCUUUUGUUGUUUUUUUUGUUUUCACUUUUGUUUGAAGUUUCAUUAAUUAAGAGAAGCUUUAAAAUUAUUGAAACUUCUCUUUCUUUAUCUGAUUUAAUUUUAUACACCAUGUUUGAAAUAGUUAUGCGAAAGUUUUUGAUUGUGUAGAUGUCUGAAUCUAAUCUAUUGCCCUUCUGCUUAAUAUACAGCAGCCUUUAUUUAUUUAAUAGCAUUAUGAAAGACCAUUCUUAAAUGGUGUAUAUUUGGGGUCUGAGCACACCCCCCACAAAGUGCUUAUCAGAGGGG